UCAAGUGAAAACUCUUUACUAACCCCGAACUCCCGAUUCCUUCGUCCGUCCUUCUUUCCUUUUCAGUCCAAAUCCUAUACCUCAUCUCAGAUUCUCGAUCUGCCGGUCCCUUCCUCUUCUCCGUCUCCGACUGUGAUUGCAGCGGCCCUAGUCGAGGAGGAAUCGACUCCGACAGCAUUGCAACGGCUCCUUCAUCUUCUCAACGUCUCCGGUACAGCGAACCAAGGCAUUUCUCCUUGCCCUCGCAUGGACCAACACAUACAGUCUCUGUUGAAUCGACUUUCCUGUGCAGCUGUCACUGUCGCCACUGUCACUCUCAUUCUCCUCUUUGCUCAAACCCCAGAGACAUGCAUAACAGAUGAACCGAUAGCCCCACAGAUUAGGUUCCCGAAGUCCUCCUGUGAAGCCACCCACCGUGAAUUUGUCUCCAUUGAGAAGAAAAACAAACGCCUGUGGUCCACCAGGGACUGGCGGAAGAAAGUCGAUUCCUUCACUGAGCUUUUCCAUGGAAUUCGCCAUCUGGGUUUGCUCACCAACCACUCACGGGUCCUCUGCGUCUCAUCUGGGGCUGGCCAUGAAGUCAUGGCAUUAUCAGAAAUGGGUGUGAUUGAUAUCACUGGGGUUGAACUUGUUGAUUCUCCUCCACUGGUGAGUAGAGCUGAUCCCCAUAAUCUCCCCUUUUUUGAUGGUGUCUUCGAUGUAGCCUUUAGUGCACACCUUGCUGAGGCAUUGUUUCCUUCUCGUUUUGUUACUGAGAUGGAAAGGACAGUUCGACCUGGUGGUGUUUGUGUUCUUGUUGUGGAGCAAUGCUCGGAGGAGGAUCUGCAGGAAAUUAAGGCAAUGUUUCAGAGUUCCAGUCUUCUUGGUGCCCGGAAUGUCACAUUAUUUGGAUUGAAAAUGAUUCAGAUUCUAUUGAGAAAUAGAAUACCUCCUUGAAUUCACUGCCAUUUUUCCUGAGAUAUAUAUAACUUUCACGAAUCUGAUGCAUUUGAAGCUGAGCAAUGAGCAAAUCAUGAGACUGCUCAUAAUACCUUUGAAAUUGACAAGAUGAGUCUGUUCUGCAGACCCUGAGUCUACCCAAAAGAACUACAGAGAUGAGCUUCUCUCGUGAGGUAACAUUCACAUCAUUACAUAUUACUGUGUAUUGUGCAUAUCAUGCUUUCAGAAAUAGAAGAUAUUUUGGUCCACAGUUGACGGUGAACCUUUUGUCCCUCUAGUGGAGAAUGCAUAUAUAAUUUUUUGGUGAUGAGAAGAGUGAUUGUUAUUCUUUACCUG
This is a messenger RNA of Macadamia integrifolia, 1275 nucleotides long. RefSeq lists its product as uncharacterized. The transcript has 2 exons. Gene Ontology annotation, molecular function: S-adenosylmethionine-dependent methyltransferase activity. The record is from RefSeq and is a predicted model, not a curated record. NCBI's taxonomy places the organism in Eukaryota, Viridiplantae, Streptophyta, Magnoliopsida, Proteales, Proteaceae. The coding region runs from base 247 to 936 and encodes 229 amino acids.